AAAGUCCAGCUGACGAACCCUCUUAACUUUUAUGGAGAAGACUACAACACACUUUAUGUGCUUUCGAAUGGUGCAAUCGGAUUCGAGGCCAACGCUCGCGCAUACAAAGCCGGUCUAUUCCCGAGCGGUGCAAGAAUGAUUGCGCCGUUUUGGAACAGAAACGAUCUUCGGAAAGGUGGUCACGUCUAUUACCGAGAAAUCACCAAAGGACGGGUGUUGGAACGCGGCCAAAGCGAAAUCCGGUACCAGUACGACCGGUCGGUGGUCGUCAAGUCAGCUGUGGUUGUCACAUGGGAGAAAAUGCAACCAUUAGAAGGAACCGCCGCUUUACCUGAAGAAAACACAAACACAUUCCAAGCUGCCCUUUUCAUCACGGACAAUGGCACCUAUGCGAAUUUCAUCUACAGCAAUAUUGGUUGGACUCAGGGUGCUGAGGUGAGCCGCGGUGACGCCUUUAUGGCCCCACUUUCUCUUCCAUUCGUUCUUGUCCUUGCAUAA
Messenger RNA from Ostertagia ostertagi, 498 nucleotides. The record is from the annotation of a GenBank genome assembly. NCBI's taxonomy places the organism in Eukaryota, Metazoa, Nematoda, Chromadorea, Rhabditida, Trichostrongylidae.